AUGGACGACACUAAAAAGAAAUUAAGACAACUAAACAAACUUGCUUGGGAAAAAGAAAAAGGAGAGACACCCAAGAACUUGGACAGCAACAUCAAAAAGAACACAGCAUUCAUCAAGAAAUGUAAGACUUCCUUGGGUGCAGACAUGAAGACUCAGUUACUGAAUGACAUCAACAAGUUGACACUCGAGAAAUAUAUUUCAGAAAUCGUUGGAAGUGUGUUGGAAGGUAUGCUCAAGUGUAAAACAAGUGUCGAUGUUUCUGCUUGCGUAGAGGUCAUUUCAGCUUUACACCAACGAUUUCCUGAUACCUUCACUUUGCUCUUGUCUGGUCAAUUGAGCAAAAGCUUGCAACCACCCAACAAGCAAUAUUUGGCCACUCUCUCAGCUGAACAGCGAGAAAAGGAAGAAUCAGCGCGUAUCACAAAACAAAGAACCUACUUGAGAAUCGCCUGUGAACUAUGGCUCGUUGGCGUGCUGCGCUCGGUGAGUGAUGGAAAGUCCGUUCUGGCAGCCAACAUGAACGGAGUCGAGACACAUCGUGAUGGUGUUGCUGGGUUCGUCAAUAACUCAACAAGCUCAACUGUCAGUCAAAGCUCAUCAAAGGAAUCUCAAAAGAAGAAGGAUGAAGGAGGGUUCAUAUAUAAAAUCCUAAAGGAUCUGCUGUCGAAUGAUACAGAUCACCAUGUCAACCUACCACUUGUUGCUUCCUUUUUAAAGAAUUAUGGUCAAACCAUUCUAGGCAUUGUCCCUCGUAAACAAAAGGCCGCAGCAGAACAGCACUCAGAAUCUGUUACUGUCGAUGUUGAUCCUGAAUCAGUUGUCACACCUGAUAUACACGCUCUCUUGAUGUCCUUGAUGCAGGAUUAUUACAAGACCAUAUCGACACAUUUGACCAAGGUACACAAGGCGAUCAAAAAAAUGGAACGCCACAACAAUGAAAUCCUGUUUGCUCGAGGUGAGUUAUCAGAGGAGAACAAGCAGCGAUUCGAAAAAGCAUCCAAGACCUAUGAGAAACUAUUGAGUCAUACUCAAACAUUGGCCGACGCCUUGAAUGAGGAAAUGCCUGAUCUUCCAGAGAAUGAAGCUGUGAACAAACCAUCGUCCGGUAUGGUAUCCAGCAGUGGAAAUGCAUUUCAGCAAAAUGGUGGUGAAAAUGUUGGAGGUCAGGGAGUUUGGGAAGACGACGAUGCCCGCAAGUUUUAUGAGGAUCUACCUGAUCUCAGAAUUCUUGUGCCUGAUGUCUUUUUGGAAGAUCAGCCUGCAAAAAAGAAUGAAGAUCAGGAUAAGGAACAACAACAACCAGAGGAAGAAGAAAUUGUAGAAAAUAGCAAUAACGACGACGUGGAUCCAUUGGAAGAAGCAAUAGAAAAUGUCGAGGAUGCAGCGGGAGAAGAAGAUAGUACGAUGAAGCCAACCCAGGCUGCUCAGUUGGAAGGAUUCUUUGCUCGUUUACCACAAUGUGCUAACCGUGAUUUGAUUGACGCUGCUGUUGUUGAUUUUUGCUACAUGAAUAACAAGAAUGCCAGAAAGAAGCUAGUCAAGACACUUUUGAAAGUUCAAAGACAACGAUUGGAUCUUUUACCCUACUAUUCUCGUUUUAUUGCUAUUUUAAAUAACUAUUUCCCAGAUAUUGGAGAAAUGGUUAUUACGGCAUUGACAUACGAAUUUAAAGGCUUACAGCGAAGAAAGAAUCAAGAUUUGAUUGAAUCUCGAGUGAAGAAUAUUCGUUUCUUAUCUGAAUUAACAAAAUUCAGAGUGACGCCUCCUCACACCAUAUUCUAUGCAUUCAAAGUAGCUCUUGAUGACUUUACAAGCCAUAAUAUCGAUAUAGUAUGUAAUUUACUCGAAUGCUGCGGUCGAUUCUUGCUGAGAUCACCUGAUACGAGCGCACGUAUGAGCAGCAUGUUGGAAACCGUAAUGAGAAAAAAAACUGUACAACAUCUUGACAGCCGUUACUCCCUCAUGGUUGAAAACGCGUACUAUCAAGCGAAUCCACCAGAUAAGCCAGCGGUUCAGAUUAAGGAAAGGACGCCCAUGGAAUUGUAUAUCCGUAAACUGAUUCAUGAAGACUUGUGCAAGAAAUCACUGGAUAAGGUAUUAAAGCAACUACGUAAACUACACUGGGAAGAUGUCAAGAUCCGUCAGCUACUUGUUAGAAUAUUUCAAAAGAUUUGGAAGAUCAAGUUUAGCAAUAUUCAUCUUAUGGCAAUUUUAGCAAGCGGAUUGAACAGAUAUCAUUCGGACUUUGGUGUACAGAUUGUAGACGGUACUAUAGAAGAAAUACGUCUGGGUCUAGAGCAAAACAUCUUUAAGCAUAAUCAGAGACGAAUCGCAGUUGUAAAGUAUUUAGGAGAGUUAUAUAACUAUCGUAUGAUUGAGUCACCCUUGAUCUUUGACACACUUUAUACGAUUGUUACUUUUGGUCAUGAAUAUGGAAGGCCAGCAAGAGAAAGAUUCUGUCCGAUUGAUACACCUAAUGACUUUUUCCGUAUUCGUCUUUGUUGCACGCUGCUUGAUACAUGUGGCAUGUGUUUUGACCGAGGAAGCUCGAAAAAGAAACUUGAUAACUUUUUGGUAUUCUUUCAGAUGUAUGUGCUCAGUAAGUCUAAACCUCCGAUGGAUAUUGACUUUAUGAUUUCGGAUACAUUCGAAAUGCUUCGACCACAACUGACGAUCAUUCCUACCUACGAACAAGCCAACGAAGCAGUAGAUCGUAUGCUGUUGGAACAAUUGAAGAGCAUUCAAGGCACAGAUAAAGUACAGGAGGAUGGAUUUGACGAAAGUGGAGAAGGAUCGGAUACCUCGAGUGUAGAAGAUGAAGAUGAGGAAACAAACCGAUUAGACGAAGAAGAUGAGGAAGGACAGGAUGAACCUCAGAAUGCCCCAGCGGAGACGGAUGAGGAUGACGUGGUUGUACUAAAGAAGAAGCAAGAGCAGAUAUCAAGAGAAGAUGAAGAAGAUUUCGAAAGAGAGUUUAACAAGAUGAUGACAGAUAGUAUUGAAUCACGUAAAUUUGAAAAGAAGACGGCAAUGUUGGAUGUACCUAUUCCUAUGAACCUGAGAGGCUCACUUGAUCGUCGUACAACCGUCAGAGAAAAUGAAAAGCCCGAAACGGGAAAGAUGGCAUUUACCUUGUUGACAAAGAAAGGAAAUCGCCAACAGACCAAGAUUAUGGAAAUUCCUUCUGAUUCUGUCUUGGCAGUGAGCACACGUUCAAAACAAGAAGCAGAACGUGAAGAACAAAAGCAGUUGAAACAGCUGGUGUUGAAUUAUGAAGAAAGAGAAGAAGCAGCUGCGAGACAAGCGGCUGUGGAUGAACGUAAUAGGAUAAAGGGAACCACUCGUGGAAAGAAGGUGCUCUAUGUAGCAGGCGGAGGAAGUUUAGCAGGUGGAGGAUCUACAGGCAAGUCUAAUUGGUAA
This is a messenger RNA of Rhizopus microsporus ATCC 52813, 3420 nucleotides long. Its product is annotated as ARM repeat-containing protein. Gene Ontology annotation, cellular component: cytoplasm; exon-exon junction complex. Gene Ontology annotation, molecular function: protein binding; RNA binding. Bases 1 to 3420 code for a protein of 1139 amino acids. Gene Ontology annotation, biological process: nuclear-transcribed mRNA catabolic process, nonsense-mediated decay. The transcript has 13 exons. Lineage: Eukaryota; Fungi; Mucoromycota; Mucoromycetes; Mucorales; Rhizopodaceae. The record is from RefSeq and is a predicted model, not a curated record.